This is a messenger RNA of Aspergillus steynii IBT 23096, 1461 nucleotides long. RefSeq names its product aldehyde dehydrogenase. NCBI's taxonomy places the organism in Eukaryota, Fungi, Ascomycota, Eurotiomycetes, Eurotiales, Aspergillaceae. Gene Ontology annotation, molecular function: succinate-semialdehyde dehydrogenase (NAD+) activity. The coding region runs from base 1 to 1461 and encodes 486 amino acids. The transcript is spliced from 5 exons. The record is from RefSeq and is a predicted model, not a curated record.
AUGUGCCAGCCUCCCACAUGCAGCGCUCCCGCCGUGAUACCCUUGGUUAUCAACGGCAAGGAAGAGAUUCCGGACUCAACCUUUGAUGUCAUCAGUCCGUACACCAACGAACGCUGCUGGGCCACCGCGUCGGCGUCUCCCCAGGAUGCCAUUCGGGCCGUCGAGGCCGCCGACGCAGCCUUCCCGGCCUGGUCCCAAACGAAGCCGACGGUGCGGCGCGACAUCCUGCUGAAGGCGGCGGAUCUGCUAGAGAGUCGACUGGAGCAGAAUGCCGAGUUCAUGCGGACGGAAAUGGGCGCCGACGUGGGCGCCUCGCAAUUCUUCAUCGUGCCGCUCGGGAUCCGCAUGCUGAGGGACAUCGCGGGGCGCAUCACUUCCAUUUGCGGUAGUGUCCCCGUGGUAGAAGAGGAGGGCCAAAGCGCCAUCGUGUACAAGGAGCCCAUGGGCGUGAUUUUGGGCCUGGUCCCUUGGAAUGCGCCGUAUGUGUUUGGAGUCCGCUCGGCGGCUUGUGCCCUUGCGGCUGGUAACACGACUAUUUUGAAAUCUUCCGAGCUCUCGCCCUGCUCGUACUGGGCUCUGACGAGAGCGUUCGAAGAUGCCGGGCUGCCUGCCGGCUGUCUCAACCUGGUGUCUUGUCGGCCCCAGGAUGCUCCCGAAGUGGUCAAUGCCAUGAUUGAACAUCCUGCCGUGCGCAAGAUCAACUUCACCGGGAGUACGGCGGUGGGCAGGAAGAUUGCCCGGUCCUGCGGGCAGAAUCUCAAGCCGUGUCUGAUGGAGCUGGGAGGCAAGAACAGCUCGAUCGUGUGUGCCGACGCCAACAUCGAAACGGCCGUCAAGGGCGUCCUGGGAGGAGCAUACUUGAACUCCGGUCAAAUCUGCAUGGCCACCGACCGCAUCCUCGUUCACUCCUCCAUUGCGCCGGCGUUCAUGGAGGCUCUGAAGACGGCACUGAACUCCAACCUCGACCCUUCAUCCCCACCCCCAACCUUGGUCAACGUCGCCUCCAAAGCGCGCAUCGACCGUCUCGUCACCGACGCCCUCGCCAACGGCGCCCACCUGGUCCAUGGGUCCGCUCCCAGCGCCGAGGCACCCCAGCAUCCCGGCGUGCGACUCGCCCCGCUACUCCUCGGCGGCGUCACGGAGGACAUGAACGUCUGGCAGGAGGAAGCGUUUGCCUCGCUGGCCGCCUGUAUGAUCGUGAGCAGCGACGAGGAAGCCAUUCGUAUCGCCAACAGCAGCGGGUACGGUCUGUCGUCGGCCAUCUUCACCGAGGACCUGCGGAAGGGGCUGGCGAUGGCCAAGAAGAUUCAAUCUGGCGCCGUCCACAUCAACAGCAUGACUAUCCACGACGAGCCCGCCCUGCCUCACGGCGGCGUUAAGAAUAGCGGAUGGGGCCGGUUCAAUACGGAUCGAGGCCUCGAUGAGUUCCUGGUGACCAAGAGCGUGACCUGGAUGGACUAA